Cladocopium goreaui is the source of this 1056-nucleotide messenger RNA. Lineage: Eukaryota; Dinophyceae; Suessiales; Symbiodiniaceae. The record is from the annotation of a GenBank genome assembly.
GAAGUGUCUCAAAGAUGCCUGGUUCAUCUUUGACGCGAUGUUGGUCAUCCUGAUGAUCGUAGAGGUUUGGGGAGUUUAUUUGGUGAUGUUGCUCAACGGCGAGUCGGUGAGCGUCUUUCAGAAUGCCACCAUCUUACGCAUCCUGCGGGUCUUGAGGUUGCUGCGGACGGCUCGCAUGGCCAAGAUCUUGAGAACGAUGCCCGAGCUGAUGUUGCUGAUCAAAGGCAUCGUGGUGGCCACGCGGUCCGUCUUCUUCACGCUGGCACUGCUGGGCAUCUUCAUCUAUGUGUUCUCCAUCAUCUUUAUCCAGCUGACGAGAGACACAACACUGGGGGACAAAUACUUCACAAGGUUUACGGAGUCGAUGCUCACGCUGCUCUUGGACGCUGUCCUGCCGGAUCUCAGUGUCUUCAUGCGUGAAAUUAUCGACGAGGGAGCAGUCGUAGCGAUUGUGAUGUUUGUGUUCAUCCUCCUGGGUUCAGUAACAAUGAUGAACAUGCUUGUGGGCGUGUUGGUGGAGGUCAUAAAAACCGUCAGCGAGAUUGAACGUGAACAGAUGGAAGUCUCCUUCGUGAAGAAGAUUUUUUCGGACAUGAUCACCAAGCUGAAUUUGGACGCAGAUGGCGACAACAAGAUCUCCAAAGAUGAGUUUGAUACCCUGCUCUCGAAACCUGAAGCUGCCAAAGCGUUGCUGAACAUAGGUGUUGAUGUGGUUGGUUUGGUGGACUAUCGCGAUGUGCUCUUCGGGAAAGAAGGCGAUGUGGAGCUCUCUUUUGCAGAGUUCAUGGAGGCGAUUCUCGAACUACGAGGUACCAACAACGCAAAAGUGAAAGAUAUCGUGGACCUGCGCAAGUUCUUGUCACAGGAGACAGGUGCCAUUUACGAAUUGGUUGCCACCGUCACCGCCCCGGACGACGAUGCGAGCAGCGUGUCCUCUUUUGGACAUCGUGCUCACUCCAAACGUUCAGCUUCGAAGAUUAAUGAGGAAUGCUGAAGCCAGUCUGCUGAAAAUAUGUGAAAAUGACUUGUGGACUGUGAAUGAACGCUGUAGUUUCC